CGUAGGAGAGGAAAAUAACAUUAUUUCAUAAAGCAUAAGUUGUAAAGCCAUUAUUUGUAAGAAAAUCACAUAUUACGGUCACUCUACAGUUUCCGGGCUGUUUAUCUCGAGAUCAUUGCCAUUUGUUUAUAAAAUAUAUUCGCCUGUGUCCGAUUGAAGUCUUACUAUGUCCGACAGCCAGGAAACAGUUCCGGAGGGCUGGGAAAAGCGUACCAGCCGUUCCACAGGAAUGACCUAUUAUCUUAACGUCUACACCAAAGAGUCUCAAUGGGAUCUUCCUACGGCCCCCGCGGAGCCCGCCAACACGAAUGAGCCAUCAGAGGUACAGUGUGCGCAUCUGUUGGUGAAGCAUAACAAAUCCCGAAGGCCCAGUUCUUGGCGAGAGGACAACAUUACUCGUAGCAAGGACGAGGCGUUGGAAAUCCUCGAAGCGUAUCGCAAAAAGAUACAAUCCGACGAAGCAUCACUGCAGGAGCUAGCCCAGCGUUAUUCGGAUUGCAGUUCGGCGAAACGGGGCGGCGAUUUGGGAGUUUUCAAGCGGGGCAUGAUGCAAAAACCCUUUGAGGACGCCGCGUUUGCAUUGAAAGUGGGCGACAUGUCCGAUAUCGUUGAUACCGAUUCGGGUGUUCAUUUGAUUCUUCGGUUAAAAUAGACUGCCUCCAGACCAAUAGAUGCCCUUUCCAUCGUGCAUGCCAGAAUGGCGUCAUGAUAGUCACAGGAAAAACACAUCGUUUUUAAUUUGUAUAGAAUUGUAUAUUUCUUCUUCUUUUUUCAUUCGCAUUAUACUGCCCAUUCUACCCUACAAUUUUAGUUUUUCGAUCAACAACUUCCCUCCCGUAUGUUUUUGCGAUUUUAGUUCCUUUUUGAGUGGAAUUAGUUUUUUCUUCAGCAUUUGUUGCACCUCCACGGUGGAGUUUUCAAAUAUUAGCAGCAACAGGAACGAGGGCCGGUUCUGUUCUACCCACGCUGUCAGCUGAUCACCGGUCAAUUCAUCUAUCACGGCGCGUCCAAACUGCGAAGUGGCUUCACCCGCAUGCUGCCGUUUUUCCUGAUCCAGUUUGAUCAUCUUCUUUAGUGCGAUGUGUAAGCCAGCGUGCUCGAUGCCAUUUACCAGGGGGUUUGCGGCAAGUUGUUUUUCCCGGGCCGCGGCCUACAAUGAAUUCAGAAAGACGCUUAGCAACCGUCGCAACGAUUCAACAGUAAUAAAGCAAUCGACUUACUUUUUCUUC
Molecule: messenger RNA, 1229 nt
Organism: Anopheles nili
Lineage: Eukaryota; Metazoa; Arthropoda; Insecta; Diptera; Culicidae
Product: putative peptidyl-prolyl cis-trans isomerase dodo
Exons: 3
Coding region: 167-652 (161 amino acids)
Cellular component (GO): cytosol; nucleus
Molecular function (GO): peptidyl-prolyl cis-trans isomerase activity; protein binding
Source: RefSeq, a predicted model, not a curated record